AUGGUGGACGUGGACGUGGACAUGGACGUGGACGUGGACAUGGACGUGGACGUAGAGGUGGACGUGGACGUGGAGAACUUGGACGUGGACAUGGACGUGGACGUGGACGUGGACGUGGAGGACUUGGACGUGGACAUGGACGUGGACGUGGACGUGGACGUGGACAUGGACGUGGACGUGGACGUGGACGUGGACAUGGACGUGGACGUGGACAUGGACGUGGACGUGGACGUGGACGUGGACGUGGACCUGGUCGUGGACGUGGACGUGGACGUGGAGGUGGACGUGACGUGGACGUGGACGUGGACGUGGACGUGGACGUGGACGUGGACGAAGACAUUGUCGUGGACGUGGACGUGGACGUGGACGUGGACGUGGUCGUGGACGUGGACGUGGACUUGGACGUGGACGUGGACGUGGACGUGGACGUGGACGUGGACGUGGACGUGGACGUGGACGUGGACGUGGACCUGGACGUGGACGUGGACGUGGACGUGGACGUGGAGAUGGACGUGGACGUGGACGUGGACGUGGACGUGGAGGGGACGUAGACGUGGACGUGGACGUCGACGUGCGUGGACGUGGACGUGGACGUGGACGUGGACGGACGCGGACGUGGACGUGGACGUGGACGCGGACGUGCGUGGACGUGGACGUGGACGUGCGUGGACGUGGACGUGGACGUGGAAGUGGACGCGGACGUUGACGGACGCGGACGUGGACGUGGACGUGGACGCGGACGUGGACGUGGACGUGGACGUGGACGUGGACGUGGACGUGGACCUGGACAUCGACGUGGACCUGGACGUCGACGUGGACGUGGACGUGGACGUGGACGUGGACGUGGACGUGGACGAAGACAUGGUCGUGGAUGUGGACGUGGACGUGGACGUGGACGUGGACAUGGACUUAGACGUGGACGUGGAUGUGGACGUAGACGUGGACGUGGUCGUGGACGUGGACGUGGACGUGGACAUGGACGUAGACGUGGACAUGGACGUGGACGUGGACGUGGACGUGGACAUGGACGUGGACGUGGACGUGGACGUGGACAUGGACGUGGACGUGGACGUAGACAAGGACGUGGACUUGGACAUGGACGUGGACGCUCGUGGACCAGGCAAGCUCCUGGACCAGGCAAGCUCCUUGACCAGGAUAGCUCCUGGACUAGGCAAGCUCCUGGACCAGGCACACUCCUGGACCAUGCAAGCUCCUAGACCAGGCAAGCUCCUGGACGAGGCAAGCUUCUGGACCAGGCAAACUCGCAAGCUCUUGGACCAGGCAGGCUCGUGGACCACGCAAGCUCCUGGACCAGGCAAGCUCCUGGACCAGGCAAGCUCCUUGACUAGGCAAGCUCCUGAACCAGGAUAG
Closterium sp. NIES-65 is the source of this 1371-nucleotide messenger RNA. The record is from the annotation of a GenBank genome assembly. Lineage: Eukaryota; Viridiplantae; Streptophyta; Zygnematophyceae; Desmidiales; Closteriaceae.